Messenger RNA from Blepharisma stoltei, 429 nucleotides. Lineage: Eukaryota; Ciliophora; Heterotrichea; Heterotrichida; Blepharismidae. The record is from the annotation of a GenBank genome assembly.
AUGAGCUUGCCCAAUUCAGAUGAGAGGUAUCUUCGUCAUAGGCUAAGCCCAGGUUGGUCCAGCCAUAGUUUUUGACUAUAUCGAAAAAAGCGUAGGCUUCUGUGGCAUAGUUUGUUUCGAAAAAUAAUGUAUUGCCAUUGACAUUUUCACCGCCUGCGUUAUCAAAUGGCCUUUGAAUGACUAUAUGAGCAGAAUCAAUUUGAACGGCUUGAUAGGAUAAAAAUUGGGUAUAUUCUAGUGAGUUUGUGGCAUCAAUUAUCAUCUUGACGCCAUUAUUGACGAAGGCUGCUGGAAUUGACCAUGCGGAUAUUCCAGAAGAUUCCGUCAAGUCGACGCUUGCAACUAGAAUUUUUAAGGCAAAUGGGAGUUGCAACUCAUUUUUUAUACGGAGUUCUAAGCCUAUCCCAUUUGUCAAAAGUUCUGCUAUAA